CAUCAGCAGACUCUACUGAACCAGCUGAGGGAGGUCACAGGCACCACAGACGUGCAGCUGCUCCAGCAGGCCCUGCAGGUAACACACACACAAACACAGAGGCCCUGUGGUGCGGCUGCAGUGAUGUUAGAAUGACUCACACAUCUCCCCAAUUCCCCUAUCUAAUUCCCCUCUUUUUAGAUCUCUCAAUUUGCAAUGUCUGAUCGUGUUGAUAUUUAGUCCGACACAAGGUUGUUUAAAAUAGUCAAUCUUUCCCUCUUGCUGAUACUGGUUUUCAGGGAUGCAUUUCAUUUAUUUGACACAGUUUAAAAUGUUACUGUUUAGUGUUUAUGUUCUAAAAUCUCCAGUGAGAGUUCUGUAAAUUAUUUAUUUUCCACCAAUUAAUCAGCCCAUAAGCUUUAUUGAUCUCCCAGAAUAAGUGUGUGUUGACAGUCUACAUCUCAACCAGUCUCUGACUGUCUAGCUCUAACACUGCUGUCCCUGCAGGUCAGUCAUGGAGACCUGGCGGAAGCGGUGGCCUUUCUGACGGAGAAGAACGCCAAGGUGCCCCAGCAGGAUGAGGACACCUACUACCAAACCACCCAGGUGGGCAACGACAGAUACAUCAGCGUUGGCAGCCAGGCAGACACCAGUGAGUACCUACCUCACCCAGCACUGCCUGGGGCAGGCCCUAGCCAGGGAGAUACUAGUGAGUACCACUACCUACCUCAUCUCAUGUGUAUGCAUAAGAAAAAAUCUGUAGGCCUCAAUCCUGAAUAUACUGUAUGUGAAUGAUUAACACUACUGUCUCCCCUGAUUCCAUUUCUAUCAUAUUUUGCCAAUCGUUCCCAUUCAUUUUGGUAUUGAAGCUCUAAGUGAGCAGUUAACAUUGCAUGAAGGUCUGAGUGGGAUGGCUGUUAGCAGGAUGCCUCCUGGCUCUCAUGCAAGACAGGGGGUUAUUUUGUUGAAAUUACAUGGUGUCAUCUCUGGGGAAUUUUCUGAGAUGGGUACGAGAAGUCCUGCAGAGGCAUAUCCUUUUCUGUUCAGGAACACCGGAGAAGGUCAUAUAUCCUGACACGCCCCUUUGACUUUAAUGCAUGAGUGGCCUGAUUUAAUGAACUUACACGCUUCCUUGGAUACAUGUCAAAUAAGGAAAACAACCUAGCUAACCCAGUUUAUGGAGUAUAGAGUAGUCUGGAGGGAGGGGAAAACCAUGUUGCUCCAUUUACUACUCUGAUGAUGACUAACCUUUUGUCUUUUUAUAGGCUUUUCUAAUAUUAAAAGCUACUGUACACUACUAAGCUCUCCUCUUCCCUUUGUGUCGUUUUACGCUGUGAUAAAAAGGAUAUGGUCGGUUUGCCCUUUCCCCUGACACUUAUGUGAGAGGGAUUAUAAAGUCAGUAAGGCCUGAAUCUUAACUUGUAAUCUGUGUACUUAACUCAAUUUCAGCAUAGAAUUAUGACACGUGUCAUCUGCAUUGUUGGUUAAGGGCUUGUAAGUAAGCAUUUCACUGUAAGGUCUACACCUGUUGUAUUCGGCACAUGUGACAAAUACAAUUUGAUUUGAUGUAUGUAUUAAAGGACUACGCGUGUGUUGUUUCAGAUGUUAUUGACCUGACAGGCGAUGACAAGGAUGACCUCCAGAGGGCCAUCGCUCUCAGCCUGGAGGAGUCCAGCCGGGCCUUCAGGGAGACGGGCAUCACCGACGAGGAGCAGGCCAUCAGCAGGUAGACUGGGCUCAACACCACCACCAUGCUAUUGGCUGGGCUGAGCGGAGAGGAGGAGCAUACUGGGAGUUGGAAUGUUUGUUUGAAUGGUGAAAGGUCAACAUUAUGCGCAUUCGAAUCAGAUUGAACAAGGCACUGUGCAGAUUUGCUUAUCUUUGUUUUGUAGAGUUGCUAAAUGUCAACAUUAUGCUUUGUUGGGGUUUUGCACAUAAUAAAUGUUAUUUGAUUAAAGUGGGGGUAUUUUUAGACUGGUUGUGUUGUACUCUUUGCAGAGUUCUGGAGGCCAGUAUAGCAGAGAACAAGGCAAGCCUGAAGCGGACACACACGGAAGUGUGGAGUGACUCGCCCAAUCCCCAUGACAGGAAGAGAAUGGAGAACUGCCCUGUGGGUCUCAAGAACGUGGGCAACACCUGCUGGUUCAGUGCCGUCAUCCAGGUGGAGACACAACACAAACACACACCCUUCAUACAACGCAAAGCAUCCUAUAUCAAUGUUAUUCAUUAGAUAUAGACCCUCUAUUUACAAUUACAUUAGUGUACUAGAGCUCUUUCCAGCCCUGCCUGUCAUAAGGUAUGGAUUAUGUUGUUACUCUAAAGAUCCCCUGGUAGAGGGCAAAGUGAGCAGAAAUAUGCUGGAUGAGUACUGGAUACAGCUUCACAUGGUCCCUGCCCCUAUGUGUAAUGGGACUCUUAAAGGAGACAGCACAGUCACACGUUUCAGCUCCUUCUGUUCCCAGAAUUAGAGAUUUACUGAAAUCAGAUGAUGAAAUGAAGUGAUAACUCCACUAAUCUUACUUAUUUCCUAAUUAUUUAAUCCUUUUAUCAAAAGGAUUGGAAGUUUGGUUUGUAACUUCAAACUUGGUCACAUCACUCCGCUAACAUCCUUUUGUAAUUUAUCAUACCAAUACAGCAUUUCAACAGCUAGCAGUAACAGGGUGAUAACAUCCAUAGUAAAAACCGAUGUUGACCACCUCACUAUAUAGGAACUUCCAUGAUCUCUUUUGAUAUUGCAAAAAUGUUUAAUGCUGGUUGAAAGCUAAAUGAAUGUCACUCAGUAAAACUGACUAUUUUCUCUUUGUCUGCUUGUUUCCAGUCCCUGUUCAACCUGCUGGAGUUCCAGAGGCUGGUGCUGCACUAUUCUCCUCCUGCCAGAGUCCAGGACCUUCCUCGCAACCAGAAGGUGAACCACCACCACCCACCCAAACAACCCAUAUCAACACUCAGCAGUGAGGCUUAGGCCCAAAAACCCCUGACCAAUAUGUUGCAGAGAUAGUGGCACUGGAACACAGGUUAAACCUUAUAGGCGACAGCCAGGGAAAGGUCCGGUUAGCUCUCUCCCCCGAGUACUAGACUUGUGUCCUUUGAGACCCAUGGCUCCUCAGCUGGACAGCUAUCCCUCCUGUUAGCCUCUGAGCUGGGCUCUGGCACUGAGGUCCUGGCCCUGUGAUGAGAGACUCGACCUUCUGGGUUGUAAAUCAAUGCCCUCACUGAGCAACAGCUCUAUUUGGUUGCAGUGUGAGCUGAUCUUGCCUCAGGUUCCAGUGGUUCACACUGCCCACUGACUGCCCAGUUGAUUCACUACCUCUAGACCAGGGGUGUCAAACUCAUUUUAGCUCAGGGGCCACAUGGAGGAAAAUCUAUUCCCAAGUGGGCCGGACCGGAAAAAUCAUGGUAUAUAUAACUUAAAAACAACAACUUCAGAUUGUUUUCUUUGUUUUAAUACGAUCAACAUACAACAUAAAGCUGGAGCCUGAGGACAGUGUGUCCAAAAUAGUACAAGCACAACAUCACUAUUAAUCAUAAAACACGUCAAGUUUAUUUGAAAAUUCUAAAGAAAAAGAACACACAAACACACAAUGCCUCAGUGAUUAACAGAACUGUUUCACAGAUCACAGAACUAUAUCAGGGUGUCAUUUCUCAGGCAGAAAUGUAGAUAAAAAUAAUGAAAUCCUGUUCCCCAAACAAGUGCAAGAACCACAGAGUCAAGAAUAGGUUAAAUAUACAAAUAAAAUAAAAACAAUUAAAAACAAUAGCACAUCAACAUAUAAACAUAAAGCUGGAGCCUGAGGACAGUGUCCAAAAGCACAACAUCAUUAUUAAUCAUAAAACACCUCAAGUUAUUUGAAAGUUCUGAGGACAAAAAACACACAAACACACAAUGCCUCAGUGAUUAACAGAACUGUUUCACAGAUCACAUAACUAUAUCAGGGUGUCAUUUCUCAGGCAGAAAUGUAGAUAAAAAGAAUGAAAUCCUGUUCACCAAACAAGUGCAAGAACCACAGAGUCAAGAAUAGGUUAAAUAUACAAAUAAAAUCAAUUAAAAACAAUAGCACAUCAACAUAAAAACAUAUAAACAUAAAUCUGAAAGCGUUGCUCAAACUCCCGUAACAGUCCCGUUAUUUUAUCUUUGAACCGCUUCAUGUCUGCCACAUGUUGGGUCGCGCACACAUUUUUCAGACAGGGGAAGUGAGCUGCAUCACCACCGGCAAGUUGCGUCUCCCACAAUGACAGCUUCAACUUGAAAGAACGUAUGCUGUCAUAAUACUGCGUGACAACUUUGUUGUGCCCUUGCAGCUGUUUGUUCAAGUUAUUCAGGUGCUCUGUAACAUCCACCAUAAAUGCAAGGUCCGGCAUCCAUUCUGCGGAAUGAAAUUCUAACACUGGUUUGCCCUUUUCUUCCAUGAACUGUUCAAUUUCUUCUCGUAAAUCAAAGAAACGCCUCAGCACAGCACCUCGGCUUAACCAUCUUACCUCAGUGUGGUAUGGCAGGCCAUAGAUGUGGUCUUUCUCUCUGAGAAGGCUGUCAAACUGACGGUGAUUCAGGCUUCUGGAUCGGAUGAAAUUAACAGUUUGGAUGACCACCUUCAUGACGUUAUCCAUCUUUAAUGACUUGCAACACAAAGCCUCCUGGUGCAAAAUACAGUGAAAAGUCAAAAAAUCACAUCCUCCAUUUGCAGAUUGCAACUGUGUUUCUUGUCAGGCUGAUAUUUGCAAAAGACUGCCGCUUUUCAGGGCACACAAUCUCCGCUGCCUUCAUCAUGCAUGUUUUUACAAAUUCACCCUCACUAAAUGGUUUUGAAGCCACUGCGAUUUCAUUAGCAAUGAGGUAGCUAUCUUUCACUGCAGCGUCACUGAUGUCUCGGCUGUGAGUAAACACAGACUGCUGUUUCUUCAGACCCGCCAACAGUUCAUUCACCUUCUCUCAUCUCCACUGUCCUUGAAAGUUGUCAUAUUUGUCGGCAUGAAGACUCACAUAGUGGCGACGAAGGUUAUAUUCUUUCAGCACUGCAACAUGCUCUGAACACACCAAACAUACAGCUUUCCCAUUCAAUUCCGUGAUUAAAUAGGAUGACAAUUUUUCUUGGAACACUCUGCACUCUGCGUCCACUUUUCUAUUUUUUGACAGAGACAUAUUGGGGCAAUGAGGGUUCCAAAGCACAUAAUGUUAAAAGUAGAAGCCGUAAUAAAUAUCGCGGGCAAAACAAAGUAGCUCAUUGGCUGCACGUGCUUGACCUACUUGCUCUGCCCCGGUAUAAACAGUUUGCUUGCUUAACACAAUUGCUAUUGCGCCAUCCAGUGGACGCAAUUGGAACAGCAGUUUAUUUUAUUGAAAAAUUGCAGCGCAUUUUUAUACUUUACAAUUAUUAUUAUUUUUUAUUUAUUUUUUUUAUCAUCUCGCGGGCCGGAUUAAACCCGUUUGCGGGCCUGAUCUGGCCCGCGGGCCGUACGUUUGACACCCCUGCUCUAGACCCAGCCACAGGGAGGAUGGAUGGAGAGGAUUUGAUGAAGCACGCUGUAGCCCUAGCUGUUCCCUCUCUGACACACCCAACAGUGACCAUAACCCGUGACUCACACCAGCUCAGCCCCCCCCCCCUUGUUGUCUGCACAGCAGUGUUUCCACUGCACUCAUUUUGCUGUGGUGCUGCGCCACUGCAAAAUCAUUCCCGCCACGCUGAGGCGCAUUUUGAAGAUGCUAGAACAUUCCACAUCUACUUUUCAUCUGCAAACAAAACGAGUAAAUAAUAGAAAAAUCUAACAACCCCAUAGUAGAAAAGUUUACAUUUUUACCUAGUAGGCUUAUUGUGUUCUAUGCUAGAUAAAUAUUCCUCUCGUGGCGCAUUCAUGUUAUAAGCGCCAUAGGGAGAGAAACAUGCAUUCUGACUAUGCACAACAAUUCUUGCAAUCGUAAAAACAGGAGUUUUAAUGGCUUUUGUUAAAAAGAGGGGAAUCCCAGCUUUCCAUUCCUACUUUAUUUAUUUCUCCACUCCUAAAUAUGCGCGAAUUGCGCCAUUUUAAACCCAGGGUUUUUAGCAUGUUACCGAGCUGCAAUUUGCAGUGAGUGCAUAGGAGAGAGUGGGGCUAAAUGUAACACCGGUCAAUUGUAGGGGGAUAAAAUAAUUUAUUUAGAAUGACUUAAAAAAGUGUGGCGAGUUACCCUAACAGGUAGGCCUACAUUAUAUUCAGUGUUUAUGCAAGUUUUUUUGGGACAUAAAAUUCAUCAAUAUGAUAAUAACUAGUUAAAAGAUCACAUUUGAGAUGGCUAAUGAUUAGCCCAAUAGGGUAAAUGCAGAUAGGCAACCCCAUGCUUCAGCCUAUUUAUUUGCACUUUGCUGCAUCAGUUGGGCUAAAGGUUAUAAUGUUUAUUGCUAAUAGCAUAUCUGAUAAUAUGGACCAUGCAUAGGCUAUAUAUUGUACAUGGCCCAAUAUGUUAAUCAUUUUAGCAAUGUGUUAUUGGGUUAAUUUCUGGAGGUGAAAUUCUAUUUUAGAUGAUGUCAGCAUACUUAUUUUCAUUCAUUUUGGAGUAGAAUGUCCUUUUAAAAAGUCACCAGAACUGAGCUCCUCAGUCCUUCUAGAUAAGAAUUAUAGGAGGGACCCCCCUCCCCCCUUCAACCCCCUCCGCGACCCAUUCCCCCCACUGCUACACAUUUUUCCAGAGGAUACACUGCUGCACAGCAUGUUUCUCCCAACCGCUUCCCAUGGUUUGUGGGUAGCGCACAUCCGCUAAUCUGGGCUAAGCCUCUGCUGCUGUUGCUAUGUUGCGCCAGUCAUCUUGGGGUCUUAGUCUCUAGUCCCUCUGCCUAAUAUCACUGACCCACUCCUGAACCAACGGAGGAGGGACACUUCUAGGGCUUAGGCUCUAAUCGCGCACAAAGAGGGCACUAAUGCAAGGUUUUCUUUUAAUUGCUCUGUUUGUCAAUGACGCUCGACUUCGAAGUAAGGCUUUUCCUUUGCCGGUGUCACAUAAGUGUCCAUUUCUUUUUGUCACAGAUAUGGGCUUGAGCAAUGAGUCCUCUGUGUUCUCAACACGCACCAUAGGCUUGAUGUGUAAUUUAGAACUUAUUCAUUCAUUGGUAGUAGUUGUGGUGCAGCCAGCCAGUCCUGCUGUAUGUAGAGCAGUGGAGGACUCCCUCUGGUUAUCACAUCUCACGCCAGCUCCAGCUCACAGAUUUACUGGGUCAGCGCAGCAUUACUAGGCUCCAAUAGAAAAGCACAUUCCCUUGCAUAAACUGGGGAAAUACUCCUCUUUCAUAUAUUGAUGGGCACACCACCACCAUCAUAAAGCAUAGAAUUUGAAAAAAUUAUAAUGGGUAUUAUAGUAUUACUUCUUAAUUCAGUCACCAUGGUCUGAAAGAUGGUUGACAUAAAAACCCUGGAAUUUGACAGAGAUUUGGAAACCCGUAUUCCCUUGCUCUAGAAGGCGGGUUGUCAUGAUAACUAAUGUCCCUGUGUGUGUGUGUGUGUGUGGUUCCCGGUUGUCGUUCCGUAGGAGCACAGAAACCUGCCCUUCAUGCAGGAGCUUAGGAAUCUGUUCUCCCUCAUGGUGGGUUCUAAGAGGAAGUACGUGGACCCGUCGUGUGCCGUGGAGAUCCUCAAGGACGCCUUCAAGUCCAGCGAGUCUCAGCAGGUAAACAUCCUAGCUAUCACUCUGUAAAACCUGCUAAGGUAAACCAAUCGAUCUGUCCAUGAAAUGUACUUAUAAAGCCCUUUUUACAACAGUUAUCACAAAGGGCUUUACAUUAGUCCGGUCUAGACCCCCCAAAAAAGCAAGCAAACAGCAGAGUGGAAAUACAAAUUCAAAAUGAUUCUUAACGUUUGGGAAACCCUGCACUACAAGAGCAUGGUGUGCUUGCCUGCGGAGCAGCAAGGGGAACUGCCCCUCCCUACCUUCAGGCUAUACUCAAAACCUACAUCCCAACCAGAGCACUCCGUUCUGCCACCUCUGGUCUCUUGGCCGUCCCACCCCUACGGGAAGUAAGUCAAAGCUUUUCUCUGUCCUGGCACCCCAAUGGGGGAACCAGCUUCCCCAUGAUUCUAGGACAGCAGAGUCCCUGCCCCCCCCCCCACCAUUUCUGUUAAGGUCCUGCGAGGUCGGCCGUCUGACCACUGUACUCAUUAGUCAUGGCCAUAGUCCACUCUACUCUGGUUGACCCCAAUUAGAGGGCACAACUGACUUCUGUAAGCCACCCUCUGGGCCUAAUGGUUGCUUUUGAAGCCUAACAAUUACAUUUGACCUGACACUGGUGUAUACAAAUCUACCUCAACAAUUACCAAGUCCCUCAGUAUAAGCCCACUUAACCUCCUUUCCAUGUUUUAAAUCUUGGUUAUGUUCUGUAGGUCUGAGAUCUAGGUCUUCAAUUCUACAGUGAAAGCAACGUUCUAAUUGAUCUGUCUGCUGCCUGUAAGUAGUGUUGUAAUUGGUCUGUUUCGCUGUGUGUUGCCUGAACAGCAGGAUGUUAGUGAGUUCACACACAAGCUGCUGGACUGGCUGGAGGAUGCUUUCCAGAUGAAGGCAGAGGAGGACAGGUACGACAACACGCCUUGCUAACGUCAACACACACACACAAACGGUGUGAUUCAUCCCCCUAGGAGACUGGACACAUCAUGCCUUCUCUGUGUUUCCAUACAGUAUAUGUAUCGUAGUGAAUUUAGUAAGCAUUUUUUGAAGGUCCAUGUAAAAAAGAGGCUAGGAGCAUUAUUCACAUGGCUUAGAGGCUAAAGCGUCCUCUUCUACCCGUUGUGUAUGUGCGCACACUGUGACUCACCCCAAUGAAUGUGUGUGUUUUGACUCUGAUCUCUUUCCGUUCCCAGAGAGGGUGAGAAGCCCAAAAACCCGAUGGUGGAGCUGUUCUACGGCCGGUUCCUGGCUGUUGGUGUUCUAGAAGGUAAGAGAGGGAAGCAAGCAUGUUAGAACGACCCUGGGUAGGAGAAGAGGUGACGGGAGAGAGAUAAGGCUCAGCCGUCAGUUCCCUGCUUCGAAGUAGCAGCAAGGAGAGGGAGGGAGAGUCCUUGCCCCUGGUAAUGAAAGGUGACCUUGUUUUAAUGAGAUGUGGCACAUGUAAAAGCACAUGGCUGCAGAGCAUUGAUCCUGGAGGACCUUGACGUCUGAUUGGAAUUUUGCUUAUUAUGCAUGACAAUACUGGCCCAGAGCCGCCAGACACAAAGCUGGGCCAGCAAGGCAGCUUCUGCUCCUUCUUAAAUGACCUUAAUGCCACAUUUGCAUGUCCGCUAACUUCCCCUCUCUAGGAUGUGUUUUUUGUUGUUGUCAGUCAGUACUCAGCUGCUGUAGUCAGUGCAGUGGGUUGGCUAAAGGCGUCCGCAUGCUUCCCAUCCGGAACAGUUCGUGCAUAUAUUGUGAUUAUGAUGUGUGCGCACAUUUUUUUCUUGAGGCAAACCGAAGUUCAGAAGCUGAAGUCUAAGCCUCUUUGUUGGUGAUUGGUCAACAGUAGGGAAUCUUCAAUGAAGUGUUUGUCAUUCAGCUAUAGACGACUAGUUUUCAUGCACAUUUCUUGACUUGAGAAAUACUGCUCCACAAAUCCUAGUUAGAUGUAAAACUGUGCGACUAAGAUCUCAUCGGCCAAAACGUAAACAUUUAUGACAGAUUUCUUGAGUUAUUUUAGAUUCAUUCUGACUAUUUUGAGGAAGUGUAUACUGGCUAAGGCAUCUCAAGAUGGGCAAACCGUACUAUUGCCGCUUUUUUCAAGCGAAGGUCGAAGUUAUGCGAGCACACUCGUUCGGUUCGCUUAGCCAAGUUUGGCUAGGUGCCAGCCGAACUGAAGCAUGCAGCAGCCUUAAGGCUCUGCAGGGCAGCAGGCUGUGCUGUAUUUACAGUCAAUUAGUGGAUGUGAUCGCCACCUGGGUUCAAGUACUACUUGUUUUCUGAUUUUCAUUGAGCUUGCCUGGCUCAAUGGAACCAAUGAUAAAGUCCUAGAAAGUAUAAAACCUGCCCAUCUGGCAUACCGAAUAGGCUCAAUCCAAAAAAGCAUAUUUGAAUUUAGGCCUGGCUAUGAUGACUGAUGCUGAACUCAGCCUGGCUGUAAAUUAGUGUGAAAUGGGUCUUCUCUCACACACACUUGACCCACUUCCUCCCUGGCCUCGCCAUAUGGUACACACACACACACACACACAGGCUAGGGCCGCACCUCUGAGGAAUAGUACUGCAUAAUAGGGCACAACUGCCUCUACCAAAUCCCAGUGCUUUUUCAGUUAGUUGUUGGUAAUGAGGCCCCAACUGUGGUUAUGUGUGGGUGUGAGGAAUGCGUGUGUUGGUGUACAAAUGUUGUUUACAUUUCUGUGCUUCUGCUCCCUUUCCUCACAGGAAAGAAGUUUGAGAACACCGAGAUGUUUGGGCAGUACCCGCUGCAGGUGAACGGCUUUAAGGACCUGCAUGAGUGUCUGGAGGCGGCCAUGAUCGAGGGGGAGAUCGAGUCCCUGCACUCAUCUGCAGAGAACUCUGCCAAGUCUGGACAGGAG
Messenger RNA from Coregonus sp. 'balchen', 10455 nucleotides. The record is from the annotation of a GenBank genome assembly. Lineage: Eukaryota; Metazoa; Chordata; Actinopteri; Salmoniformes; Salmonidae.